Dibothriocephalus latus is the source of this 477-nucleotide messenger RNA. Lineage: Eukaryota; Metazoa; Platyhelminthes; Cestoda; Diphyllobothriidea; Diphyllobothriidae. The record is from the annotation of a GenBank genome assembly.
AUGCCCACAGUCAAGCCGCCCGGAGUACUUCACGCCCUCAUACCAGCCGCCCACGCCGUGAGCCGCGCAAACGAGACGGCCACCCACAUGGCGAGGGCAAUUGCUCAUCUUCGCUACAAACUGUGCUACACAUCUGACUCAACAAAGGCCGAUGCUGAUGCCUUUAAGGUUGCUCUAUCAAACAUUGAAAAAGCCCUUACGGGUCCCUAUCUCAUGGGUGAGAAACUGAGUCUGGCGGACCUGGCUCUCUUUCCAUUCCUGAAUGCCUGGGACCUGAUGAUGGGUCGACUGCUCAAGGUAGAUAGCGGCGCUGCCGGUGACAGCCUGAAGACGCUCGAUUCUCAGUGGCCUAACAUAUUAAAAUACCGCCAGCUAAUGAGCCAGCAACCCUUCGUCAUGAAAAACGCCUUUCAAGAUGAUGCCUAUGCUGAAUUCUUGGAGACUCGGAUCGCGAAAAAGCCAGCAGCUAAAUCCUAG